This is a messenger RNA of Orbicella faveolata, 1470 nucleotides long. RefSeq lists its product as uncharacterized. NCBI's taxonomy places the organism in Eukaryota, Metazoa, Cnidaria, Anthozoa, Scleractinia, Merulinidae. The record is from RefSeq and is a predicted model, not a curated record. Gene Ontology annotation, biological process: exon-exon junction complex disassembly. Gene Ontology annotation, cellular component: exon-exon junction complex; cytoplasm. Gene Ontology annotation, molecular function: RNA binding.
UUAUUGUUAGUUGCUGCUUAUUAUAAAAAAAAAAAACUGCUCAGGAAUGAUGUACAUAUACUAUUUAUAAAGUAAUCACAAAAUGUUUGUGAUUGUUGAAUAUCUUGAUUUCUAGAUAGUUGCAAUAUUGUUAGCUUGAAAUGUCAAUCAUCUUCUGCCAUCAGCCCAAUCCUGGGCACCAGGGAUUUUUGACAUUUCAAGCUGCAACAUUGAAAUUAAUUCUUUUAAAAAAUCAGAGGGCAAUGCAGGUCUUCUGCCAUUUUUUUUUUGGAUUGUGAUCAUAGCUUUUGAUAACCUUGUUGCCUGUUGCUGCCCCACUUAUGAAAGAACAUUGUGGGAUUUUGCAGAUGUGAUACAAAACAGUUCAAUGAAUAAUCAUAAUUUUUAAUUAUUCACAGUUCUAGAAUCAUGUCGAGCAAAUGCAGACAAUUUAUUCAAGAUCACAUAUCACUCCAAGAAAUGACACUUGUAUCGAAUCACCUUUUAGAAUGUUGUAACUCUCAUUACAUUAUGAAAUCUGGAACUUUUGUGUACAGCGUAUGUGUGAUGACUAAAUGUGGAAAGCUAAAAAAUUAUGUGGUUUUAACUGAUAUCCCCAAUUUACUGACAUAUCUCGUUAGGAUUUAAAAUAGUAAGUUGAGAGAUGUUUCACUUUUUGAACUGUUGUGUUGUUUAUUAGAUUCCGCUCAUUUAUCAAAGUCAGCCUUGAAGAACAAGAAAAGGGCAGAGAAGAGAACGAAGGCUAGAAUAGAACAAAUUAAAGAAAAUGGUGGCACCUUGGAAGCAAUCGAAAUGAAGGAUCCAGUCGCUGUAUUGAGAGAACAGUUACAAGAAGCCAAAGACAAUAAGGAUCACAAACUUGCAGCGAAGAUUCGUCAACAGUUGUGGAUUGCUCAAGAUAAUGCUGCUGGCGUGAGCAUGGCGGAAGUUGAAGAUUUGGGAGCCGAUAUCUCAUCUUGCAUAGACGCACAAAGCGUCAAAGAAAAAACGACAACCACAGAAACACCGCCUUCAGUCUCUCAGGCCAGCGGUCUAACUUCUGCGGAAAAGAGAAUACGAGCUUUAAAGAAAAAACUCCAACAAAUUGAAGCUUUAAAAGAAAAAAGAGAACUUGGACAAGUCUUAGAGAAAACUCAGCUUGAUAAGAUCUCCAAAGAGCAAGAAACUCUCGAUGAAAUCAAAGAAAUUGAAUCACUCUUAACAGGAAGCUGAUGCAGAUGACGAUUAAGUCAAAUAUAGUUUACAAAUUAGAAAACAGAAAAAUACCAAUUUACAGAUUGAAGGUUAUUUAAAUCAGCUCACUGUAAGGUAGAAAAUCGUACAACGGCAUAAAUAGUAGACUAUUUUUGCAGCGUGUAACAGAACAAAGGGGUUUAUCUCUUGUAAAUGUCUAGUUUUGUAGAAGGCUUUUAGUAAUGUAUUUUGCAUUCUUUUCACUUUUAUUGAAUAAAUUAUUAUUUGCCUCGUUAA